GCAUUGAUCUUGACUUGAAAGAAACCUGAGUGUGGUGUGGAGCAGGUGGAAAUAUUUUGUUUUACAUUUUCUUGUGAAUGCUUCCCAAACCGAAAAGCCCCUCUCAAGCCUGCGAGGGUGAAAAGCAGCAUGAGGGUGAUGUUGUAAAUUGCAGGAAGCGACGUCUUUCAGACGCAGAAGAUAGACUGGAAGAGCGUCCAAGAAAACGUGUUUCUAUAUCGACCAAUUCUUUCUCAGCAGCCAGACGCAAUAACAUUUCUUCUUUGGUCGAUUCAGUCAGCUCAUCUACCACAAGAAACAGGAUAUCUUCGACUAGCCCGAGCUGCAGUAUGGCUGGGCUUGUAAAGUCCAGGCCGGCUAAAGUCCUUGGCAUAAAAAGCUUAUCGGUCAAAACUGCUAGUGGAGAUGCGUAUUACACGAAGACAUGGGGAGAGCUGAAAAUUGCCAUUCGAGCCAUCUUGCGGCAAGAAGCACUUUGUGUUAGCCAGCAGCAGCUCUUCAGCUAUGUGAAGAACACAUGUAACCAGAAGAUGGCUGCGCAGCUCUACACAAAUCUGAUCGAAGUCAUCGCUGAGCACGUCAAAAAGCAGAUUGUGAUGUUCCGUUCGGACAACAUGGACCAAGCGACCUUCUUGCAGAGAGUGCAUUCACUGUGGGAGCAGUACUGCCAGCAGAUGGUCUACGUACGGAGUAUUUUCCUGACUCUGGACCGCACCUACGUGGCGCAGACUGGCAGUGUGCUGCAAGUGUGGGAUGCGUCCUUGGAUCUUUUCCGACAGCACAUUGCCACUGACCCUGCCGUGCAGCCUCGCUUGUUUCCAGGUGUACUGAACCUUGUGUCAAGGGAGAGGCAAGGUGAAGCAAUAGAUCGGCAGCUUCUCAGCAGCUUAGUUCAUAUGCUAAUGGCUCUUCAGAUGUACGCGGCCAGUUUUGAGGGACCAUUCUUAGCUGAAACGGAACUAGUAUAUUUCGCCGAGGGCCGGCGGCUGUUGCUUGAGAACAAUAUGUCAGUGCCUGACUACCUACAGCAUGUCGACCAGCGUCUGAAACAGGAGCAGGAGAGGCUGAAUGCCUAUCUGGAUGUAUCAACACGAGCACCUCUCAUCACUUGUGUGGAGAAAAACCUUGUUGCCCUUCAUGCUGCCGGUAUUAUUUCCCGUGGACUGGACGACCUGUUGGAUUCCAACCGGUCAAGGGAUUUGAGGCUGCUCUUUUCACUGUUUGAGCGGAUCGACGGCUGUCUGGAUAAGCUAUGCAAGGCUUUCAACGGUUAUGUCAAGGGCCGUGGGUCGACGAUUGUGAUGGAUGCUGACAGGGAGGGCAGCAUGGUGCAAGACCUUCUAGAUUUAAAAGACAAGCUGGAUGUGACUGUGGAGGACUGCUUUGUGAAUAUGAACAAGUUUGUCAUCUCACUCAAGGAUGCAUUCACGGUGGUGGUGAACCAGAGAGCGAACAAACCAGCAGAGUUGAUCGCCAAGUUUGUUGAUGUGAAGCUACGAGCUGGAAAUAAGGCAUCUACUGAUGAGGAGCUCGAUCUGCUCUUAGAUAAGGUGAUGGUCCUGUUCCGCUUUAUUCAGGGCAAAGACUUUUUUGAGGCGUUCUAUCAGACUUGCUUAGCAAAACGUCUUCUUGUUGGGAAGAGUGCAUCAGUAGAUGCUGAGCGAGCAAUGCUCUCCAAGCUGAAGCAAGAAUGUGGACCUGGAUACACGAAUAAGAUGGAGGGAAUGUUCAAAGACAUGGAACUUUCAAAGGAGAUAUCAUCGGGUUUCAAGGCCGUGGCGUGUCGACUCGAUACUGACAUAGAACUGUCUGUCAACAUCCUCACAAUGGGUCACUGGCCUACGUUUCCUUCAUCUAACGUCAACCUCUUACCACAGAUGGUCAAGCUGCAGGAUGCCUUUUGUAAAUUCUACAUUAGCAAACGAUCAGGUCGCAAGCUUACGUGGCAAAACACAUUGGGUCAUUGUGUUCUCAAGGCAACGUUCAAUACGGGAAAGAAGGAGCUACAAGUGUCGCUAUUUCAGACACUGGUAUUGUGUUUGUUCAACCAGUCUGACACAAUCACUUUUGGGCACAUCCAGCAAAGAACAGGAAUUGAGGCUGCCGAGUUGAAACGAACACUGCAAUCAUUGGCUUGUGGCAAAGCCCGUGUUAUCACCAAGGAACCCAAGGGCAAGGAGGUGAAUGAUUGUGAUGUUUUCCGCUUCAACAAGGACUUCAGUCACAAGCUGUUCCGUAUCAAGAUCAAUCAGAUUCAGAUGAAGGAAACGCAACAAGAGAACAAUACCACUGCCGAAAAAGUCAUUCUGGAUAGACAGUAUCAGAUUGACGCUGCCAUUGUUCGCAUCAUGAAGAGCCGGAAAACACUGCCGCACAAUGAACUGGUCUCGGAGUGUUUUGGACAACUGAAAUUUCCAGUCAAGGCAACGGACCUCAAGAAACGAAUUGAAAAUCUUAUCGACCGUGAUUACAUUGUCCGUAAUGAAGACAACGCCAACGAGUACAACUAUGUGGCGUAGUUUUCUUCUAGGGGGGUCUGCACUCCACGUGAGUAUAGACCGAGAGUUAGGAUGUCGCUGGGAUGUUUUGCACAUACGCUUAGUCUUUUUCAUCAACACAGGAUGUUGCUUUUCACAUUGAGCCACUUGCAGAAGGAUGCUCAUUUCCACGUAUUGCUUUAUUUUAACUAUGCUCCUUUCCUGCGCUUUCACUUUAUAUUAGUCCGCUCGGAGGAUUUUUAUUGGCGUAUGCCUGUGUACAUUUGAGCCAGGGCUAUGGACCCAAGCCAGAACCUGUAUAAAGGCCUUAAGUUUUAUUCAGUUGCUGCUGUGCGAUAAUAGAGUUGAUGUGUAUGUCGUAUACAGCGACGGUUUCGUGUGUGUGUGUGCGUGUGUGUGUACGUUUGUGUUUGUGAGUGAGAAUCUAAAUUGUGUUAGCGUUGAGGUAGGUGUCUUUUGUUUUGCACGUGUGUUUGUUGAGUCACUUCUGUAGAUCCCAAGCUUGUAUAUAGUGCUUCUGCUUCUGUCUCCACCCGCUGCCACCUUAUAUCUAGCGCAUUUCCUGUUAUUUUAUUCGUGAGGCCUUAGUGCCAUCGUCAAUGUACACGGCUGUUAUGUAAACUUAUUACUCGCAGUGCAAAUGUGCUGUUCAAGAAUCUGUAUCUCUGUCCCGUCUGAAUCUUGCUGGUACCACCUUA
Messenger RNA from Sycon ciliatum, 3196 nucleotides. RefSeq names its product cullin-4A-like. The transcript has 21 exons. Gene Ontology annotation, biological process: protein ubiquitination; ubiquitin-dependent protein catabolic process; DNA damage response. Gene Ontology annotation, cellular component: Cul4-RING E3 ubiquitin ligase complex. The record is from RefSeq and is a predicted model, not a curated record. Lineage: Eukaryota; Metazoa; Porifera; Calcarea; Leucosolenida; Sycettidae. The coding region runs from base 78 to 2519 and encodes 813 amino acids. Gene Ontology annotation, molecular function: ubiquitin protein ligase binding.